AUGGUUACAGUGGCUGUGGAAGGAUGUGGCCACGGAACCCUCAACGCUAUAUAUGACAGUCUCAAGCCUGGCGUUGAUAUACUCAUUAUAUGUGGAGAUUUCCAGGCCAUCAGAAACAUCACUGACCUCCAAACACUCAAUGUUCCUCCCAAGUAUAAACAACUAGGCGAUUUCCCAGACUACUACUCGGGCAAACGGAAGGCCCCAGUGCUUACCAUCUUCAUUGGAGGCAACCACGAGUGUUCGUCGUACCUCAGAGAGCUUCAGUAUGGAGGCUGGGUAGCUCCAAGCAUCUACUACUUGGGCGAGUUUGGCAGUGUUUGGUAUAAAGGAAUCCGGAUAAGCGGACUUCUGGGGAUCUGGAAUGGGCGUACUUUUCAUACCAGGGACCAAUUGGACUACCUGCUUCCGUAUAGUCCCAGUUCUCUACGGCUGGUGUACCAUGUGAAGCCCAAGAACUUGUUGAAACUACUUAUAAGUGGAAGAAGCGAUGUGGUGGUUAGCCAUGAUUGGCCCAAGGGAAUAUGGAAGUUUGGCGACGAACGGGCACUUCUACGAAAGAAGAAGUUCUUCAAGGAAGACAUGCAAAGCGGGAAGUUGGGGUCUCCAGCAGCCAGAGCUGGCCUAGAGAAACUUGCACCACUGUUCUGGUUCUCUCUGCAUCUCCACGUGAAGUUCACUGCCGAGUUUGUGAAGAACGUGGAGGAGGUGGAGAGAGCUUCGUCUUCUGAGAUUGAAUUGGAUAUGGAUGGUCCGGAUACCAACGAGAUAAGCUUGGACAUGGACGACGAGCCACAGGAAAAGGUGAAAAAACGGAAGGUUGCACGGAAAACGUCGUUUUUGGCUCUCGAUAAGUGUCUUCCACGGCGCUCGUUUAUUGAUUUCGUGGAAAUCGAUCCCCAGGACCAUCCCUCAACGGACUCUUCUUCUUUAUACUUUGAUCCUCGUGCUUUGGCAGCACAGAAAGUUGUGGAAUCCUUCAUUAACGAUAACAGCGACCAGUGGCGUGGAUUGGAGCCCCAGGUGAUCAUUGACUCUGCUUAUAAAAGCAUCAGGCUUGUGGAAGAGCUUGAGGCGGCAGUCACAGAAGAAGCAAAGAAUUAUACCUGA
Candidozyma haemuli is the source of this 1110-nucleotide messenger RNA. It is a transcript of the gene DBR1, whose product is annotated as RNA lariat debranching enzyme. Gene Ontology annotation, cellular component: nucleus. The coding region runs from base 1 to 1110 and encodes 369 amino acids. Lineage: Eukaryota; Fungi; Ascomycota; Pichiomycetes; Serinales; Metschnikowiaceae. Gene Ontology annotation, biological process: mRNA splicing, via spliceosome. The transcript is spliced from 2 exons. The record is from RefSeq and is a predicted model, not a curated record. Gene Ontology annotation, molecular function: RNA lariat debranching enzyme activity.